GCGUCGCUACGGUUGUAGCGAGUGGGGAACGACCUGGCUCGGUUUAUUGAUGAAUUGUUUAGCGAAUACGAGAAAAUUAUUUGCUCAACGAUUCACGACUUUUUUCAAACUAUUUGACAAUUAUUUCUAACGGAUGAUUUCUACGCACACAUCCUUUUGCCGCACCCUUUUCCAACACAAAAGAACACGCGGCUGUUCGAAUACAACGUGUUUUACUCGGCAAACAAAUAACGCGGUGGUUUGAAACGCUGAAAUAUUUGAUUCGAGCAAACAUGAAAUGUCAUAAGAGACGAUCAUUCGCACCUCGAACGAUCAGUACUUCUUUCAUCUUCAACAGUUCGUCGCGGGCGGUAAUUUCCCGUGAAAAAUUUCAGUCCGAAAUUACCCGGUUCUCUUUCAUUGUUUCGACAGCUAUGCGGAUCCCGAUUUUUGUAUUAAACUUUUUAAUUUUAUUUAAAAGUUUUUCGUGCGACGAGAAAGAAACCAAUACUUCGGACCCCAUCGCCGUAAGUAAAGAUGAAGCGUCUCGGUGCGGUGGAACUUUUUCCGGUUUUCAGUAUUACGUAAAAAGUCCAAACUACCCGAAAAACUACCCUUUGAAUCAGACCUGUAUUUACACUCUGAAGGGUAGUAAGUUCGCCAAGUGUGACCAGGAAUUCCAUUUGCAAUUUCUCGAUUUUCAACUGGAAGCUUCGGACGCAUGUGCGAAAGACUUUGUCAAGGUCGGUGGCGGUGGUGUCUAUUGCGGCAACAGCAUCGGGAUAAGAAAAUUCAAGGGGGACGAUAAAAGUUUGAGGAUAAUUUUUCACUCGGACGGGAACACGACGGCCAGAGGAUUCUCGAUCCUGGUGACGACCCUUCCUUGCGCGGAUCCGUUGAAUUUGAAGGAGAACUCGACUUUGGAGAAAAUUUCCGAAGUGACGAAGGGAGCUAUUAGGACAAAGGAGAACGUUCAAAUUUCUUACCCUGCGUAUCGUCCUGACACGGAAUUCGAUGAGGAGGAAGUCAUGACCGAAGAUGGAAGGGGUGACCAACCUCCGUCGCGAAUUUCUCUGCUGGGAAAAGCUCCGAAAAAUCCUUCGGAGAAGUUAGAGCUACCGGUAUACCAGCGACAUGGGGAGUUCAACGAUUACGCCCUUGGCAAGGACGAAGGUGCGGCAAUUUCGCAGGGUUCGUGGUCCCCGAGGGUUACUUCUUACCUGUUUCUUCCUCCAACGUCUUUGUCGAGGCCUCUGAAGACGAACGGGGCGAAGACCGGUCUCAAUUCUUCCUCCUCGGGAUCUAUUCCCAACCAACUGGUGAUCAGACAUUUUGACGAGCCGAUUAUAAUCAAUCAUUCGCAGGAGAUUAUACCCGAUUCUCGUUUCGCCGUAAAUUCCGCUCCUCUACAGCCCGAUAGUUUGGUAAUUCCUUCUCGCGGAUAUCCUCAGAUUCUGGAAUAUACUCAGAACAAGCCUCCUCGGUUUUACGAUUCACCGGACAGGUGGCUGACCUACGGGACGCCGAAUAACAACGCGCCCGCAAAUCCGAACACUUACGACCCCUUCGCGAACGACGAUGACAAAAAUAAUCUGCCACCGAAUUGCGGUGGUAAAUCAGCUUCGAAUCCGAAUAACAACGGGAACUUUUACCCGGUAACGCCGAACCCUGCGCCGUUUUAUCCCGGACCAAAUAUCAACGAUUAUUACCCGAGUACGAAUUUCGGCAACGGAAACGGAAAUGGCAACGGAUAUCCGGACGUCGUCGGUAGUUAUGACCCGACGUUCGGAACCUCCGGCGGUAACAAUAAUCCUGUUAAUUUUCUACCAGAUUUUAACACUAAUUACCAUCCGAAUAAUAGUCCGAAUAAUCCAUUCUAUUCGCCCGGUGAUACGAUUUAUAACACUGGUUUAUUGUCCGAAUGCUGCGGCUCGAUAUACUCAGCUCAGAGUUUAACGCUGGCGAGUCCGGGGUUUCCGUCUUUGAUUUAUUCGUCGAGGAGUUACGACUGCCGUUACACGAUAAGAAAAUCGUCUGCGAACGUCUGUCGGCUACAGAUGUACCUGAAAUUCUUCAACUUCGGAACAGAAGAUCAGUUUUGCGCUUACGGUUACAUCGAAGUCGACGGACGUAGAUUCUGCGGAUGUAAAACGGGGAGAAAUAUCACCGUAUCGUUCGACGGUACGAGCGCGAAGAUAAUCACCGUCAAAUAUCUCGGCUAUCCCAGAGUGAAAUUUAGCGGAUUUUUGAUCGAAGUAACGCAGCAAUCUUGUUCGACCGGCACCUCGGGAUUCGGACAGGAAGAUUUCGGGUUCAGAAGCCUCUACAAAAGGAGCGAUGCGAUUGCUUCCGAAGAACCAGUUGCGACAGAUGAGACGGUAGAAACGAAGAGGGACAAAAGGGAUGCCGGAUAUUAUUACCCGAGGCCUUCUUCAGGGACGUCGGCGGCCAUAAUACACUCGCAGAAUUUCAUUUUCGGCACCUGCCAGGUAUUCAAAUUUCUCAACUGGGUGAAAGCGGCUAAGCAAGUUUACCUGAGAAGUGCACAGUGCUCGAAUAACGCGAUUUCAAGUUCCGCCUCGUCUGUCUCAUCGCCGGUAUCACUGAUCCCGAUUUUUCCCGAUAACGGGAACCUGGGCCUCGCGAAUUUCCCGUCGACAGCUAAUUGCCAGAUCGUCAACGUCGUCGAGGGCACCAUCUCUUCCCCCUCGUACCCCAACAAUUACGCCGGCAAUUUGAACCUGUGCUACAGAUUUUUAAAAGCGCCCGGCUACUGUCAACUGGAAAUCGCGAUCCUCGAUUUUGACCUCGAGACAAGCAUCUUCUGUAGGAAGGAUUACGUGGCGUUCAGUUGGCAAAAAAAACGUUACUGCGGUUCCUCUCUGAGAGGAGCUAGAACGAUAUUCGACAUAACGCAAUCUACGUUCGCCGAUCUCUAUUUCGUAACUGAUUCAGCUGGUUCCGGAACGGGAUUUCGAGCAGGAUUCUCACAAAUCUCUUGCUGAGAUCAAGCGGUGGAUUGAACCGCGAAAGCUGAAUGAGGGGGUGCCCGGAUCAAUGGAAGAUAUGCACCGCUCGUGAACCGACUGGGAUAUUACGAAAACUUUUCCCAAAAUCCCCGCAAAUGAAUAAACUAGGACGAAGAAACGUUGUGA
Athalia rosae (coleseed sawfly) is the source of this 3134-nucleotide messenger RNA. RefSeq lists its product as uncharacterized. NCBI's taxonomy places the organism in Eukaryota, Metazoa, Arthropoda, Insecta, Hymenoptera, Athaliidae. The record is from RefSeq and is a predicted model, not a curated record. The transcript has 4 exons. Bases 273 to 2984 code for a protein of 903 amino acids. Gene Ontology annotation, molecular function: serine-type endopeptidase activity.